AUCAAUGAUAUCAUUCCAGACAUUGUUUACCUUUUGCAAUGCGUACGGAUCAAAUAAUUAUGAGUCAAAUAAAAUUAAAAUCUGUUUAAUAUUGUUUCGAACGGUUUAAUUUAUAAGUAUUAAUUGUUUUGAAUUAAAAUAUUACAAAAUGGCUGUCAGUAACGUUUUAUUACUUUUCCAAGCAACUGGAUAUGUUGUGGCUUUGAUAUUUUCAUUGUGUACAGUUGUUCCUCUGAUAUUGAAUUUGCAGUGUUUUAAAGGGCAUUGUUUGUUAUUCACCACUGGAACCUUUGGUGAUGAUGCAAAUAUGAUCCCCAGUUGGGCUUCGAAAGGAUAUUGUAUCUAUACAUUGAUUGUUGGAGCGUUUUUAAGUUUGGUAUCUCUUGUUCAAGCUAUUCGCAUGUUUUCUAUGUUACGAAAGGAACAGGAUAGUUCAUUUCUAUCAGCAUUCAUAGAUUGCAUUCUAACAUUGGCAUUGUCCAUCAAUGUUUUUGCUGUAUCCAUUCUCGUCACUGUUGGCUUUAAAACUUGGUGCGAAUCUUUAUAUCAAAGAGUAACUUCUUGUGAUGAUGCUUCUGUGAUGGAAUUUAUUAAUUCAGAUGGUAUUACUACUAUCGGCUUUUACAUUCAUAUUCAAACUGUUCAAUUUGGAAUUUGGAGCUCUUGGGUCUGUUGUGUGCUUUUAACUGUGCUAUCUACAUUAAAGUUGUGUCGUUACCAUGAACAAGAAGUUAUUCGUGUUAGCAUGGCAAGACAAAGACAGAAAAUUAUUAAUCAGUGCGACAAAGAGUAUACUGAUUGAAAUACUGAAUAAAACUUUCGCGUGUGAACUACCGAAGAACUUAAUUGAAAAAAGAAAGUUCACGUGAAAGUUAAAUUUGUAUAUAAAAUAUUAGUGGAUGUUGAAACACUUUCGAGUGAUGUAAUCAAAAUAUUCAUUAGCCCCAUUACAUAUAUCUUUAAAAAAAGUUUUGUAUUGAUUUAUGGGGCUGGUCAGGGCAAGGGCUUAUUUUUAUGGUAGCAUUGGUUACUUUUUAUGGAUUAAACAGUAAUUUAUUCUAUAAGCCUUUGAAACAAAUGUGAGAUAUUCACAUCUGUAUUUCAGAGAUGUUUUUGUUAAUAUUUUAUGCCUCAAAUUUUUGCUCUUGAUAUAAUUUAGAAAUUAAAAUUGCAAGGUGAACUUUCUUGUUGUAUUUGCUUACAUUUGAAAGAAAAUAUUUAUUGGCCUUAAUUUCAAGCUUUCAGAUAAAUCUUAAUUUUCUAUGUAAAAAAAAAGGUGAAAGUGAUUUAAAGGAUUUAAUAGUAAUGCUGUAUAAAAGAAAAAAAAACAAAAGAUUUUGGUUUACAGAGUUUUAGAUAAUCAGGUGUUAGUUAUGAUUUCUCUUUUUUUUUAACUUUAAAAAAUAAAUAAAACAAACGCCAAGAGUCAAAGAUAUAAAUAUAUUUUAUUGUUUUAUUUCUUCAUCACCAGUAAACAAGAUCUGAUAAAUAAUUAUCUUUUGAACAGUGUGCAUAAAAGUUGUUUUGUACAAUGUUUAUUUUUAUUACAAGAGAAUCAAACAUAUGUGCAUAGUAUACUAUAAAAAUUUGUUUGCUUUGCUUUCCAC
Uloborus diversus is the source of this 1607-nucleotide messenger RNA. Its product is annotated as transmembrane protein 179-like. NCBI's taxonomy places the organism in Eukaryota, Metazoa, Arthropoda, Arachnida, Araneae, Uloboridae. Bases 149 to 802 code for a protein of 217 amino acids. The transcript has a single exon. The record is from RefSeq and is a predicted model, not a curated record.